Messenger RNA from Striga hermonthica, 357 nucleotides. Lineage: Eukaryota; Viridiplantae; Streptophyta; Magnoliopsida; Lamiales; Orobanchaceae. The record is from the annotation of a GenBank genome assembly.
AUGACAUUGCUCAAGAGGUACGUAUUGAGGCUGUUCAUAUCGUUAAAAUACAUAACAGCAAAUGUCGUGGAUCGAAACAAUGGACGGAUAGUGGCGACUGCAUCGACCGUGGAGAAUGCUCUGAAGAGCACUUUGGAGUGCAACCGCACAUGCAAUGCCAAGUCAGCUGCACUCGUGGGGGAGGUUCUGGCCAUGAGGCUGAGGGUUGAAGGGCUCGAAAAUGGGCAAGGUAGAGGAAUCCACGUGGACAUUGGCAAGGAGAUCGAUAGGAAAGGCCUCCAUAAUCGGACUAAGGUGUGGGCCCUUGUCAAUGCUCUCAAAAACAAUGGCGUCAAGCUGGUUCUUGAGAAUUUGUGA